This is a messenger RNA of Pan troglodytes (chimpanzee), 2060 nucleotides long. It is a transcript of the gene TOE1, whose product is annotated as target of EGR1, exonuclease. The record is from RefSeq and is a predicted model, not a curated record. Gene Ontology annotation, cellular component: Cajal body. NCBI's taxonomy places the organism in Eukaryota, Metazoa, Chordata, Mammalia, Primates, Hominidae. Gene Ontology annotation, biological process: snRNA 3'-end processing. Bases 394 to 1788 code for a protein of 464 amino acids. The transcript is spliced from 8 exons. Gene Ontology annotation, molecular function: snRNA binding; 3'-5'-RNA exonuclease activity; metal ion binding.
GGGAGACGAGCGGUGUCAUGGCCGCCGACAGUGACGAUGGCGCAGUUUCAGCUCCCGCAGCUUCCGACGGUGAGCGGCUUCCCAGAGGUAGCCUUCAAAGCCUCUGCGCUCUGGGAGAGGGGAAGGCCUCGGGCUCAUAGUUCUAGAGGCUCCUCAAGCUUCAGAGGACUGCUCCUUCCGCCUGAACUAGCCACGAGGAGACUACAAGUCCCGUUGUACACCGCGGCUCCGGCCGCAAAAGCCUGGAGCGUUGGGAGCAUGGGGCUGAUGGAGGCAUGGCGGGAGAUGUAGUCUGGAGCUCAUAACGGUGGCGUCAGCAAAAGCACAACAUCUGGGGAGGAGCUAGUAGUCCAGGUUCCCGUAGUGGAUGUGCAAAGCAACAACUUCAAGGAGAUGUGGCCAUCCCUCCUGCUAGCCAUAAAGACAGCUAAUUUCGUGGCUGUGGACACGGAGCUGAGUGGGCUUGGGGACAGGAAGAGUUUGCUGAACCAGUGCAUCGAGGAACGUUACAAGGCCGUGUGUCAUGCUGCCAGGACCCGUUCUAUCCUUUCCCUGGGCCUCGCCUGCUUCAAGCGGCAGCCAGACAAGGGUGAACAUUCCUAUCUGGCUCAAGUGUUCAAUCUCACUCUGCUGUGCAUGGAGGAGUAUGUCAUAGAACCAAAGUCUGUGCAGUUCCUGAUACAGCAUGGCUUCAACUUCAACCAGCAGUAUGCCCAAGGCAUCCCCUACCAUAAGGGCAAUGACAAGGGUGAUGAGAGCCAGAGCCAGUCAGUACGGACCCUAUUCCUGGAGCUAAUCCGAGCCCGCCGGCCCCUGGUGCUACACAAUGGCCUUAUAGACUUGGUGUUCCUGUACCAGAACUUCUAUGCACACCUCCCUGAGAGUCUGGGAACCUUCACCGCUGACCUGUGUGAGAUGUUCCCAGCAGGCAUUUAUGACACCAAAUAUGCUGCUGAGUUUCAUGCCCGUUUCGUGGCCUCCUACUUAGAAUAUGCCUUCCGGAAAUGUGAACGGGAAAAUGGGAAGCAGCGGGCAGCUGGCAGCCCACACCUUACCCUGGAGUUCUGCAACUAUCCUUCCAGCAUGAGGGACCAUAUUGAUUACCGCUGCUGCCUGCCCCCAGCAACCCACCGUCCUCAUCCCACCAGCAUCUGUGACAACUUCUCGGCUUAUGGCUGGUGCCCCCUGGGACCACAGUGUCCUCAGUCUCACGAUAUUGACCUUAUCAUUGACACUGACGAGGCUGCGGCAGAGGACAAGCGGCGACGGCGACGACGUAGGGAAAAACGGAAGAGGGCUUUAUUGAACCUACCGGGGACACAGACCUCUGGGGAAGCUAAGGAUGGUCCUCCCAAGAAGCAGGUCUGUGGGGAUAGCAUCAAGGCUGAAGAAACCGAGGAGAAGGUGGCUGCCGAUGAAACUAGGAACCUGCCUCACUCCAAGCAAGGCAACAAAAAUGACUUAGAGAUGGGGAUUAAGGCAGCAAGGCCUGAAAUAGCUGAUAGAGCUACCUCAGAAGUGCCAGGGAGCCAAGCCAGUCCUAACCCAGUGCCUGGGGAUGGAUUGCACCGGGCUGGUUUUGAUGCCUUUAUGACAGGUUAUGUGAUGGCCUAUGUGGAAGUGAGCCAGGGACCGCAGCCCUGCAGCUCUGGACCCUGGCUCCCUGAAUGCCACAAUAAGGUAUAUUUGAGUGGCAAAGCUGUACCCCUCACAGUGGCCAAGAGCCAGUUCUCUCGUUCCUCCAAAGCCCACAAUCAGAAGAUGAAGCUCGCUUGGGGCAGUAGCUGAUGCAACUUCCACCUUGCUCUCAGGUGGAACAGAGGUAUUUUGGGUCUCUCUAGCCUGAAGUGUCAUCCUCAACUGCUACUGAGUUUAGGGGAGGGGGAAUGUCCUGACAGACUUCACUGCAUUGCCCUGGACCGCCUCCUUUAUCCCAGUGUUUGAGGUACAAGUAAGAAGGCUGACCAGCACCUGUAACACUGACUUUAUUUUUAAGUCUGAAAAUGUCUUGGGAAAGUUUUACAAAAAAAAAAAAUCAACAGAAGCAAGUUAUGAAAAUA